GGCGGCGGCGGCCAUGGCUCCGAAGGGGAAAGGCGGCGGCAAGGCCGGCAAGGGCGGCGAGAGCGGCGGCAGCGAGGGCAAGGCGCAGGGCCCGAAGGGCGGCGGCAGCUCCGUUAAGGUGCGGCACAUCCUGUGCGAGAAGCACGGCAAGGCCAUGGAGGCCAUGGAGAAGCUCAAGGCCGGGGUGCGCUUCAGCGAGGUGGCCUCGCAGUACAGCGAGGACAAGGCCAGGCAGGGGGGAGACUUGGGCUGGAUGACCAGAGGCUCCAUGGUGGGACCCUUCCAGGAAGCUGCGUUCGCCUUGCCUGUGAGCAGCAUGGACAAACCGGUGUAUACGGACCCUCCUGUCAAAACAAAGUUCGGGUACCACAUUAUCAUGGUGGAAGGCAGAAAAUAAAGCGUGAAUGACCA
Cygnus olor (mute swan) is the source of this 411-nucleotide messenger RNA. RefSeq names its product peptidylprolyl cis/trans isomerase, NIMA-interacting 4 (gene PIN4). Gene Ontology annotation, molecular function: peptidyl-prolyl cis-trans isomerase activity; DNA binding. Gene Ontology annotation, biological process: rRNA processing. NCBI's taxonomy places the organism in Eukaryota, Metazoa, Chordata, Aves, Anseriformes, Anatidae. The transcript has 4 exons. The record is from RefSeq and is a predicted model, not a curated record. Bases 14 to 397 code for a protein of 127 amino acids.